AAGGUGGGGAGAUAGGCAAAAUCAUGACUUAGGCAGCAUCAAGAUGAAGUUUCCUCCAUUUCAAGGCAAAAAUGAUCCAGAUGUGUAUUUGGAGUGGGAAAAGAAGGUGGAAUAUGCCGUUGAUGGAGAAUUGCUUGUCACUAGGCAAGCUUUGAAUGUGCAAGCCAAAGAAGAUGAUGAAGUACAACGUGACAAUAUAUUUCACACGAGGUGCCAUGUCAACAACAAGGAUUUCAAGGAUGUGUUUCCAGAUGAUGUUCCUAAUGGUUUACCACCAAUAAGAGGAAUUGAGCAUCAAAUUGACUUCAUUCCUGUUCCAGUGCUACUUGUGCCUAAGAAGGAUGGGACUUGGCGUAUUGAAAAAUUGACUGGUGCAGCACUGAACUAUCCUACUUAUGACAAGGAGAUGUAUGCAUUGGUAAGAGCUUUAGAGACAUGGCAGCAUUAUCUUUGGCCUAAGGAGUUCAUGAUGCAUACUGAUCAUGAAUCGUUGAAGCACCUGAAGGGACAAGGUUCUCGAAGAUGGCACACUUCAUUCCAUGUCAUAAAACUAACGAUGCAACCAAUAUUGCGGAUCUAUUCUUCAAGGACGUUGUUCGUUUACAUGGCAUUCCAAGGACCAUCAUUUUUUAUCGCGAUGUCAAGUUCUUGAGUUACUUUUGGGAGACAUUGUGGGGAAAGCUGGGAACUAAGCUACUAUUUUCAACUACUUGUCAUCCACAAACUGAUGGACAAACAGAAGUGGUUAAUAGGACGUUGUCAACCUUAUUGCGUUCUAUUAUUCAGAAGAACUUGAAGAACUGAGAAGAGUGUUUGCCGCACGUUGAAUUUGC
This is a messenger RNA of Rubroshorea leprosula, 833 nucleotides long. NCBI's taxonomy places the organism in Eukaryota, Viridiplantae, Streptophyta, Magnoliopsida, Malvales, Dipterocarpaceae. The record is from the annotation of a GenBank genome assembly.